GGGGAAGGAGCUCCGGCCCUCGACGCAACGUUAACUUCUAAAUAUUAUACCGCGCACGCUGCUUUAUUUUGCCUCCUUCCUCCCUUGGGUGACUUGUUUUACUGGACCUGGUUUACACACGCCCUACCGAUCGACCCCUCACUGCUUUUCUCGCUGUGGUGGCUCGUCUGUAGAAAAAGAUGUCGGCAGCAACGGCUGUGGUGACAGCGGCGGAAAAAGUGGAUGGGUUCACCAGGAAAUCCGUGCGGAAGGCGGCCAGGCAGAAGCGAUCGCAGGGAUCGUCGCAAUUCAGGAGUCGAAGCAGUCCGGUUGAGAUCCAGCUGCUCCCGCCCCUUAAAGAUGCUCCAAAUGCUGAUCAGCAUGAUCUGUUCUGUCAGAAACUACAACAAUGCUGUGUUAUUUUUGAUUUCAUGGACUCAGUUACCGACCUAAAGAGUAAAGAGGUCAAAAGAGCAACACUGAAUGAAUUGGUGGAUUUCCUCACAUCCAACAGAGGUGUGCUUCUUGAACCAGUGUAUCCUGAAAUAGUGAAAAUGAUUACCUGUAAUAUUUUCAGAACUCUUCCUCCCAGUGAUAAUCCAGACUUUGAUCCAGAAGAAGAUGAACCAUCAUUAGAAGCCGCAUGGCCUCACAUGCAGCUUGUGUAUGAAUUUUUCUUGCGGUUUCUGGAGUGUCCAGACUUCCAGCCUAGUGUUGCAAAAAGAUUCAUUGAUCAGAAAUUUGUACUUCAGCUUUUGGACUUAUUUGAUAGUGAGGACCCACGUGAGCGUGAUUUUUUGAAAACGGUUCUGCAUCGUAUUUAUGGAAAAUUCCUUGGACUUCGAGCAUUCAUCAGGAAACAGAUCAAUAAUAUUUUUCUACGGUUUAUAUAUGAAACUGAUCACUUUAAUGGAGUUGCAGAACUGCUGGAGAUAUUAGGAAGUAUUAUUAAUGGGUUUGCACUGCCACUGAAAGCAGAACAUAAACAAUUUCUUAUGAAGGUGCUAAUUCCCCUUCACACUGCUAAAGGUUUAGCUCUCUUUCACGCACAGUUGGCUUAUUGUGUGGUACAAUUCUUGGAAAAAGAUGCAACUCUUACAGAACCAGUCAUUAGAGGAUUACUAAAAUUCUGGCCAAAAACUGUAAGUCAAAAAGAGGUUAUGUUUUUGGGUGAAGUAGAAGAAAUUUUGGACGUGAUAGAACCUUCUCAGUUCAAAAAGAUUCAAGAACCGUUAUUCAAGCAAAUAGCUAAGUGUGUGUCAAACCCACACUUCCAGGUUGCAGAAAGAGCUUUAUAUUUCUGGAAUAAUGAAUACAUUCUUAGCCUAAUUGAAGAUAAUUCUGAGAAAAUUCUACCAAUUAUGUUUGGUAGUUUAUACAGAAUCUCCAAGGAACACUGGAACUCAACCAUUGUAGCACUUGUUUACAACGUACUAAAAACUUUAAUGGAGAUGAAUGGGGCACUGUUUGAUGAACUUACAGCAUCAUAUAAAGCAGAAAGACAGCGUGAAAAGAAAAAGGAACAGGAGCGUGAGGAACUUUGGAAAAAUCUUGAAGAGUUGCGGCUCCAAAGGAGUCAUAAACUUUCUGAAGUACAGAAUGAUACCCACAAUCCACAAAAUACUCAAGACAACAAAUCAAGUGCCAAAUGACCAGCAUUGACAUUGACUUAUAGUUGCAGAGUGAUUGGGUAUUUCAUACAUAUUUUGGGAUAUGUGUGGACAAAAUACAUACACAAGACAAACCUUCAGCAGUAUACUUCCAAAACUGACCAGCUAUCUGAUGAGCUGUAAACUAUGUUAAAAGGAACAGAUAUGAACUUUGAACAUUACUGUGUGACCACAAUAUUUGUAACUUUGUCUGAUCAUGAAUUUAUUAUGUCACUUUUUAGAAUUCUCAGAGAAUAAAUGAAUUUAUCAUUUGUGGCCAGAGUGAAAAUAAUUGGUGGAAUUAUGACUUGAAAAAAAUAAUUUUCUGAUUGUGCUGCACAUAGAAAAUUAGUCAGCUAUUUAAAUAUAGAUUUUUCCUAUUUUAUAUGUGCUUCUCACAUGCUAUGGACCUUGAGUGACCUGAAGGGGAGCAAGUUAUGCCUACAGAAAAAAACAUUAGAAAUACAAGCAUAAAAUAUUGUAUGUUUUUCUUCAACUAAUUAUUCUGAUGUUACAUCAGAGAACCAUUCCAUUAUGUAAAUUUUUGGCAGUGUGAAGCUCUUUUGUAAUAAGACACCUUAUUUGGGGUUCUGAGCAACAUUCAAUAAAGUCUACAUAAUAUUUGUAUUUGGAUUUCAACAUUUUUAGCUUUUUUUGUUUUACAAAGGAAGAUAUAUAGUUUCUGAUGGAGUUAGAUGAAUCUCAACUGGCUAUCUUGAACAAUAUAGGUUAAAUAUCCAUUCCUAGACUUUCACUUGUUGGAAAGAGCACUGUUUGUUUUUGCUUAUCAUCAGUUUCAGAUGAGAUUGCGCAUCAUUAACACAAGUAACUGAAGAAAGUCUCAAAUGUAAAUUUUCUAGACAUUCAAAAGUCAGGAUGCUUUUCUAAAACUGGAUUACAGGGUACAUUUUGUUUGAAUAGGAGAGUGCAAUAAGACCAUAAGACAUUUGUGAAGGAUUCUUAAUCGCCAGCUAGCUCUACUUGAGCAUGCAGAAUACAUAUGAACAUCAUCAUCAUCAUCAUUAUGUGCCGUGCCGUUAUGAUGUGGGCAAUCAUGGUCUUGACUAUAAUUGUUCUUGUUGGGAAAUUUUUCUACAGAAGUGGUUUGCCAUUACCUUCUUCUGGGCAACGUCUUUACAAGACGUAACCCUGGCCAUUAACUCUUCAAAGAUUCUCUGCUGGCGUCAGUGGUCGCAUAACCAGGACUUGUGAUAUUCACCAGCUACUCAUAUGACCAUCCACCAUCUGCUCCCAUGGCUUCAUGUGACCCUGAUCGGGUGAGUGAAGCAGGUGUUACACCUUGCCCAAGGAUGUUCUCCAGGCCUUCCCUGCCAUCCAUACAUAUGAACAUAUGUUUGUAUUAUGGAUGCAUCAGUUUUUAAACAAGGGAGAUACUAGAGACAAUGUUGAUCUUAGACAAUGUAUUUAUAUGCCUGGGAUUGUUUAAUUUUUUUACUAUCCUGUUUGAUCAUCUUUAUUCACACAGCGCUGCUGAGCUCUAAACCUGUGUCAAAUACAAGCCACAAUAAAUUUGGUCUCCUGUAUUGAACUGUUUUGUGAUAAUAUACUUUAUUAAGCUAAAGAAUAUUUACAGCAGAAAUGUUGGAUUUCUUUAACAUUGUCCUGAAAUGGUAAGUACAGGCUUUAUUAGAUAAACUAGCAAAGGGAAUAUAAUUAAGAAAGUAUGAGAGGGAGAGAAAUAUUCACUCAUUGGCCACUUGAUUAGGUACACCUGCUCCUUAAUGCGGCAACAACUCAAUGCAUAAAGCAUGCAGACAUGGCCAAGAAGUUCAGUUGGUGGUGAACAUGUCUAUGGAGCAUGUGGUGACGGCAUUAAAUUGAACUGUUGUAAUGUGAUGGGGAACAUAAUGCUGCAUAUGGAGCGUGUGUAGUUCAUAAAAAAACAGCUGAGGUUUAGCACAUGAGACUGAAAUCCAGCAGAAGGUCAAGGAAGUUGAUGAGGGUGAGAGGUUUGUACCCAGAAUCCAUGUACAACAAGAAAUGGUUUGUUAGCUCACUCAUUUAUUCCUAAUGAAACUUUGAUAGUGGAUAAGGUAGUAUUUGUGUCCUUUAUGGCUGAUGUAGUCAACUGUACCUCUCAAGCUAAGAGUCAAAGAGAGAAAACAAGAAUUAUUUUGAAGGCUGCAAAUAAAUAUCUUGGUAUUGCAGGUUUGUUGUUAGAGAUGGUAUGUGAGGUGUUAGAUGAUGGAACUCUCAGUUGAUAGUCUCUUGAUUAAUGCUGCUUACUAUUUUACAGUGAAAUGCCAGGAAUUUGAUUGUUAAUGGUCAGGAAUUUAAAGUUUGUGGAGGAUAUAUAUGGCUUCUCUCCCAGAUGUUAUCCGUAUUCAAAAGACUUAGUUGAAAGCUCAGUUGGAUUUUGUAUUACAAGGAUAUGAUGUAGUACGGAGGGAUCGGGGAUACGGGUGUCAGUGUGGUGUAGCUACUUUUGUCAAACAUGAAAUAGGGUAUAGGGUGGGACAGGUAGGCGAAUCUUAUGAGCUUGUGGU
Molecule: messenger RNA, 4135 nt
Organism: Mobula hypostoma (lesser devil ray)
Lineage: Eukaryota; Metazoa; Chordata; Chondrichthyes; Myliobatiformes; Myliobatidae
Gene: ppp2r5a
Product: protein phosphatase 2, regulatory subunit B', alpha isoform
Exons: 13
Coding region: 180-1631 (483 amino acids)
Biological process (GO): protein dephosphorylation; signal transduction
Cellular component (GO): protein phosphatase type 2A complex; nucleus; cytosol
Molecular function (GO): protein phosphatase activator activity
Source: RefSeq, a predicted model, not a curated record